This is a messenger RNA of Beta vulgaris subsp. vulgaris (sugar beet), 3957 nucleotides long. RefSeq lists its product as uncharacterized. Gene Ontology annotation, biological process: DNA repair; replication fork processing. Gene Ontology annotation, cellular component: nuclear replication fork. Gene Ontology annotation, molecular function: ATP-dependent chromatin remodeler activity; ATP binding; endonuclease activity. The coding region runs from base 158 to 3586 and encodes 1142 amino acids. NCBI's taxonomy places the organism in Eukaryota, Viridiplantae, Streptophyta, Magnoliopsida, Caryophyllales, Amaranthaceae. The record is from RefSeq and is a predicted model, not a curated record. The transcript has 23 exons.
AACUUCUUAAUUUAAGAUGCGUUCUCUUCGUCUAAACUCAAGUGCCCACUCUACUGUUGAAAUCAAACCUGUUUUCCCCGCGUUAGCAUUGAAACCUCUCCUUCCCACCUGAACUCAAACUUAAACUCAAACUCAAACUCAAACCCUCAAUUUUCCAAUGGCUGAAGAUCCACCUCCUCCAUUACCAGAACUCACAGAAGAACAAAAACAAAGAAUUGAAACCAACCGUUUACGCGCCUUAGCCAAACGUAAAACCCUUUUAACUCAACAUCAUCAUCGACCUUCUUCAAACCCUCAAAACCCAAAUGAUUGCUGGAGGUUAUUCAAGUCCAGAAAAGUAUUUAACCCAUCAACAAAUUUUCCCAAUUGCCCCAAAUUUGAAUCUCCUGCUCCGUCUCAGAGGUUUCGGGUUCGGCUCGAGGCCUGUUCCCCUGAUUCUUUCUCCAUUACUCCUUACCUGCUUCAAGGGUUUCCAUUUCCGGGUCAACAUCAAUGCUUUCGUAUUUUGGAGGAUUGUCUGUCAAAUGUUAUGUUGACACAUUAUACGCAAAUCCAUGGUGGUGGGGAGGCCUCUGUUUAUAAAUUUAGAGAUUAUGACGCAGUUCUUAGAUGCUUAAAGAACUGCAAGGACAUUGAAGUUGAAGAAAUACCAUGGACGACUUAUAAUGUGCUGGAGAAGCUUUCUGAAUCCUACAUUUCUGGACAAUGGAUAACGUGUAGGCCUGAGCACUUGUCUGAUGAGACAGUUGAGGGACUGGUAAAGAAGCUACCAAGAAAAUUGUUGGAUACUCUCCUCCCUUUUCAGUUUGAUGGACUAAGAUUUGGAUUGCAAAGGGGGGGCCGGUGUCUUAUUGCUGAUGAGAUGGGGCUUGGCAAGACCCUUCAGGCCAUUGCUAUUGCUAGCUGCUUUGCUGAGGAAGGCUCAAUACUUGUUGUCUGCCCUGCUAUCUUGCGGUAUCAAUGGGCUGAAGAAUUGGAGCAUUGGCUUCCUUCUUAUUUGCCAGCUGAUAUCCAUCUUGUGUUUGGUCAUAAAGACGAUCCUCAGCAUUUGAAGAGUCAUCCUAAAAUUGUGGUAAUUUCAUAUACAAUGCUGAAUCGUUUGCAACAUAGUAUACGGAAAUUGAAAUGGGCUAUCAUGAUAAUUGAUGAAGCACAUCAUAUACGUUGUUCAAAGAAGAAAAUGGAGCCCAAAGAGAUAAGAGCUGUUCUUGAUGUGGCUUCUCAGGCUCAACGCAUAAUAUUACUGUCAGGAACACCAUCUUUGUCAAGACCGUUUGAUAUAUAUCAUCAGAUAAAUAUGUUAUGGCCCGGCCUGCUGGGUAAGGACAAGUUUGAGUUUGCAAAAACUUACUGUUCUGCAAAACUGGUCAAGGAUUUUCAAGGGAAUUCAUUCAUGGAUUACUCAAGGGGAACUCGUCUGGAGGAGCUGAAUGUUUUACUUAAACAAACUGUCAUGAUACGGCGCUUGAAGGAGCAUUUGCUAGUGCAGUUACCACCUAAACGUCGACAAAUCAUAAUGCUGUCACUAAAAAAAUCAGACAUCGAUUUGGCUAAGAAAUUUGUUGCAGAUCUGGGAGAGACAUCUACUACCAAUGAUGCUGGUAAAGAUGAUGGAAAUGACAAUGGAGGGCAUAAACGAGAGCUCUCUGAUCAAGUGCUUGGUAUUUCUAAGGUCUCUGGAUUUCUUGAGUGGCUUUCCCUUCACCCUAUUGUUACUGAAGCAGAUGACCCAGGUAGUACUGACGUCAAUGCAAGUUCUCACAAAAUGAUAAUAUUUGCUCACCAUCUCAAGGUCCUAGACAAGUUACAGGAGUUUAUCUGUGGCAAAGGCAUUGGUUUCGUACGCAUUGAUGGUAGUGUACUUGAUUAUGACCGGCAAAUUGCUGUAAAGUCAUUCCAGUCAUCAAAAGAGGUCAAGAUUGCUAUCAUUGGAAUUCAAGUUGGCUAUGCAGGACUUGAUCUUUCAGUGGCUCGUAACGUGGUCUUCUUGGAGCUCCCCAAGGACCCAACUUCCUUGCAGCAGGCUGAGGAUAGAGCUCAUAGAAGAGGACAAACCAAUGCAGUCAACAUCUAUAUAUUCUGUGCAAAGAAUUCAUCUGAUGAAUCACGCUGGCGAAGGUUGAACAAGAGCAUGCAAAGAGUUUCAUCUGUAAUAGAUGGGAAAUAUGACGCAAUAAGAGAGAUUGCGGUUGAUAAGAUAUCAUGUAUCGGAAAGUUGAAUGUGCAUGAAAGUGUUAAUUCAAGUAAUGAUGCUUCAUCAAUUGAAGUGUAUCCGGCAACAGACAAUCUACAGCAGAGUAAAGCAGAUAAUGAUGUUGAUGUUAAGUGUGUCAAGUGUGUUAUGCAGGCAGAUGAUAUAAUUGAUAUGGCACAGAAUAUAACUAUUGAGAAGCCUCAUUGUUUGACCGUAGCUCAAAGCUUUGUUCAAGUAAAUAUGGAUUCACUUCGCUUUGCGGUGAGUCAGUAUACUGGAAGAGUUCACUUGUGCACUUGCGAUGAUGUAGAUGAUUUUGCACCAAGAUCACUAUCUGAAAAUUUCCGGUUGGAUGAAAUAUCAACUAAUCCCAGUGAGUGGACUUCUGUCUUCGUCAAGGAGAAUCCUGCUUGCCAGCUUGCUAUUUUAAGCUUCAUAAAUGAGUGGAAGAACCUAAAACGCAUUGAACAGAAAAAGUUGUCUGGAAAGCCUUUGCAGUUACCUCUAGCCAUUGAACUAUUACGUCUCAGUGAAAGCAACAACCAUGAUAGUAAUGGACUUCUAAAAGGAGGAAGCAGGAGAAGGCAUACACCAUUGUGCGAUAUAAACUACCCUUUACGAUCUAACACAGUGAUCAAGGAAGUUUGUCUCUGUGAUGAUAGCAGGAAGAAGAAAUUUCACAUACAAUACUGGACACUGAUGAAUGAACCCCUAUGCAAGCUCUGCCUAAGUCCUUGCUUGGGUAUGAAUGCCAAGAAGCCCAAGGUUUUUUUGGAUCUUUUCUGUUCAUUGGCCUGUUAUGAAGAAUAUCGCUUAAGAACUAGUGGCAGAUUCCUUCGUCAGGAACUUUUUCAAAUUGAACGUGGUAUUUGUACUAACUGUGAUCUGGACUGCCACAAACUUGUGCAGUAUUUAAAACCAUUAACAGUGGAAAAUCGUGAGAAGCAUAUCAAAAGUGAGGCACCGGAAUUGGCUAAGCGAAGAAAAUUGCAGCAAAAACUUGUUCGUGAACCAACUGAAGGUAACGCCUGGCAUGCAGACCAUAAAAUUCCUGUGUUCCUGGGAGGAGGUGAAUGCACAUUAGAAAAUAUGAGGACACUUUGUGUGGCAUGUCAUGCUGAUGUUACUGCGGCGCAGCGCAUUCAAUGGUGUAUGAUCAAGAAGCUAUUUAAGAAGGGCAUGGCCAGUUACACGAGACGCUCUAAAGGCCUUCCUCUUCUCAAGAAGCGAAGUUGUUCUGCAACAGAAGAGAAGAUAGAUGAUGACAGUCACUUAUUUGUUACUGUACCCAACAGUAAAUAUUCUGAAGCAUUUGAACAGAAGGAAGAGGAUAUCCAGAUAAAACAGCCAGAAAGCUUUGCCUAUAACAGAAGCGAAGUUGUUCUGCAAUAGAAGAGAAAAUAGAUACAGUGACUUAUUUGUAACUGUACCUGGCACUCCGGCAGCCUGUAUUCUCCAAGGUUGCUAACUUUUGUAUAAAGAAGAUUAAAUCUCCAUUCUUAGGUUCAAUGUCACCUGGUAAGUCCGCGGUAAGCAUGUAUCAGGUGAAAUCUGAGGCACUAAAGUGAUCAUACUGAUAUUUCCUGGAACAGCAAUUUGGCAGGAUUUUUCAGGGAAAUGUGUGCUAGAUAUUUUUGUAUUAUGUUAUUCUGUAAUUGUAGUAUAUAUAAUCUUAGAAUUCGGUUAACCAUAUGUUGUAAUCAACUGCUGUGGAGCACAGAAUAUUUAUUGAGUAAAUGAAUUGAAGUUCGUUCUUUCCUUAA